AUGGAACUCAAAAAGGAGACAAAACGUAAGAUUUAUACCUUCAAGAGAGCAGGAGUGCCUUCUCCUCUAACUAUAGUCUUAACACAAUCUGCAAUCUUUCAUAAAACUCAAUCGGAUUUUGAGAUUGCAAGAAAUCUCAGAUCUGGUGAGGAUUCGAGUCCACCGAAUAAUUCUGCUACUGUCUUUAUUUCUGAUGUGGUAAUUGAUGAAAGUUUAGAAGAAUGGAAGUUUAGUUUAAUCGGUAGAUUAGAUCUUGUCAAGCUAAAAUUGAUAGUUGCUGAAACAAACUUGAGAAAACAAUGGAAGUUUACUGGUAAAUGUCAAAUUAUUCCAAUUGGUAGAGGUUUUUUCAUUAUCAAGCUAGAGAAUGGUGUGGAUAUGAAACACAUUUAUGAAGGUUUUUGGGAAGUGGAAACUCAAGUUCUUAGACUCAGAUAUUGGGAGAGAGAUUUCAAACCAGAGCUUCAAAAAACUUCUUCUGCUUUUGUUUGGGUUGUUUUUCCAGGAUUGAGCAUUGAAUACUGGAAGGAGAAUAUUUUGAUGACAAUGGGUACUGCAAUUAGAAGAUCAAGUAGGGUUGAUGACACCACAUUGAAGAAAGAAAUUGGAUACUAUGCUAGUAUCUUGGUUGAAGUUGAUUUAUCAAAGGCAAAUCCAAAUAAAGUUUGGAUUGAAUCUAAGUAUGGUAAAUUUGAACAGGCAGUUAGAGUAUAUAAUGUUCCAAAAUUCUGUAAUCAUUGUAAAAUGAUUGGAUAUUAUGUAGCAGAAUGUAGAAUAAAGAGAAGAGAGCAAGCACAAAAGGAGAAAACACAUGAUGUACCACCUCAACAACAUUGGAGGUAUACUCCUAAGAAAGCUCCAGCUAAACCUGUGGUGGGUUUUGACAUUUUUCCUCCUCCUCAACAAAAUAUUCAAGGAGAACAAUUUUCACAGGAAGCAGUAAGUAACAAUAUUUUGAUUCCAUUUAAUCGGCAGCUAGAAACUAUUGAUGAAGAUAAUAUGUGUUUCAGUGGUAGCUUAGAUUCUACUCAAGAAUUCCCACAACUUUCUGUUGAGAAAUUACUAGAAUUUGGUAGUAGUAUUCCUCCUAUACACAAUAUAACUCCAAUAACAACAGUGGAAUCUGCUGAAGUAAUUACUGCUCAAGUUUUAUCAAAUUUGGAGGAGGGUGAAUGGAAAGAUGUUUCUGGUAAAGCAACUAAAGCAAGGAAACUCAAUGUUUCAAAAGAAAAUUCAUCUGGUGGUAAAGAUUUUGCUUCUCCUAGUAAAUUUAAUGUUUUGCUAGAGGUGGAUGGUAAGCAGGAGCCAGCUAAAAACAUGAAUAAGCCUUCAAAAGGAAAAAUAUUUAAAACUGCUCCAAAUGUGGUUACUAGAAAGCAAGCUAAUAAUUCAGUUGGUAAUAAUUCUGUUGGGGGAAGCUCUAAUGCUUCUCACAAUUCUCAAUCUCUAUGA
This is a messenger RNA of Papaver somniferum (opium poppy), 1452 nucleotides long. RefSeq lists its product as uncharacterized. Lineage: Eukaryota; Viridiplantae; Streptophyta; Magnoliopsida; Ranunculales; Papaveraceae. The transcript is spliced from 2 exons. The coding region runs from base 1 to 1452 and encodes 483 amino acids. The record is from RefSeq and is a predicted model, not a curated record.